Messenger RNA from Daldinia childiae, 1269 nucleotides. Its product is annotated as Ran GTPase-activating protein 1. Gene Ontology annotation, cellular component: cytosol; perinuclear region of cytoplasm; nucleus. Gene Ontology annotation, biological process: activation of GTPase activity; nucleocytoplasmic transport. NCBI's taxonomy places the organism in Eukaryota, Fungi, Ascomycota, Sordariomycetes, Xylariales, Hypoxylaceae. Gene Ontology annotation, molecular function: small GTPase binding; GTPase activator activity. The record is from RefSeq and is a predicted model, not a curated record. The transcript is spliced from 2 exons. Bases 1 to 1269 code for a protein of 422 amino acids.
AUGGCUGCGUCUGAUAAAGUCUUCUCCCUUGAAGGGAAAGGCCUAAAGCUAGAUACGGCUCAGGAUCUCGAGGCGCAUAUCGGUCCGCUAAGGGCUAUGGACGACGUUGAGGAAGUGCGCAUCCUGGGAAACACUCUGGGUGUCGAAGCCUGCAAGCUUCUUGGAGAAGUCUUAGCUACUAAGAAGUCGCUAAAGGUCGCAAACCUGGCUGACAUAUUUACGGGUCGCCUAUUAAACGAGAUUCCUGAGGCCCUCUCCUCUCUGCUCACCUCUAUCCUCAACUUGCCCAAUCUUCGUACCAUCAACCUGAACGAUAAUGCUUUCGGUCUUAACACCCAAGCGCCCUUGGUCGCUUUCCUAUCUAGCCACGUGCCGCUCCAGCACUUGUACCUCAACAACAACGGAUUAGGACCUUAUGCCGGCAUACUCAUCGCCGAUGCGCUCUCGGAGCUGCAUACAAAGAAGGAGGCUGCUAGAAAGGCAGGACAAGACGUUCCCUACCUCGAGACCGUCAUCUGCGGUCGUAACCGAUUGGAAAAUGGAAGUAUGCUUGCUUGGGCCAAGACCUUCAGCCUUCAUGACCGGGUUAAAGAAGUCAAGAUGGUCCAGAACGGUAUCAGGCAAGAAGGAAUCGAGCAAUUGCUUACCUCAGGUCUUAAUCACGCUAUCGGGAUCAAGAUUCUAGAUCUGCAGGACAACACAUUUACCAUCAAGGGCGCGAGAGCAUUAGCAAAGGUUGUCCCUCUGUGGACAGACAUACAAGAGCUUGGAAUCGGUGACUCCCUACUUGGCGCCAAGGGUGGUGUUCUCCUCGCCGACGUUCUUUCCAAGGGUCAAAACCAGAAGCUUGAAACGCUUCGCCUGCAAUACAACGAUAUCACAGCCAUAGGCGUCAAGGGUCUCGCAUCGGCGGCCAAGGCCGGUCUCCCAUCGUUAAAGCGCAUCGAACUAAACGGCAACAAAUUCUCGGAGGAAGAUGAGUCAGUCCUAGCCCUACAAGAGCUACUUGACGAGCGGAAAGAGAAGCACGGCGGCGACGUCAUCGACGAAGAUACCUGGGGCGUCGACAGCCUAAGCGAUCUCGAGGAUCUAGACUCAGAUGAGGAAGAAGAAGAGGAGGAGGAGGAGGAAGAGGAGGAACCCUCUACGGAAGAGAAGGCCGAGAAGCUAAUCAAGGAGGCCGAGGAGGCUCAAGAACAACCCACGGUGCAGCUCAAGGAUGACGACGUUGACGCCUUGGCCAAGAAGCUGGCGCAGACCGGGAUCUAG